AUGUAUACAAAAGAGUACUACUGGUUUUCCCAGUAUAUGAUAAUAACAAGUACCUUGGUGCUCACCAUAAUAUGGUCAAUCCUACCAUCGUCCUUCGGUGAGGCUACCCCACAGCAGUUCGUCAACACGAUACUAGACAUCUUUCCGCAGAGGAGAUGGAUCAUCACUCUGGAAGGCAUAAUGCUUAUGGGCAUGCUGUGUAUCUACACCGGUCUUCUGAUGUACAAUGAAGACUCGUUAACCCCACCACUGGAUUCCUUGUCCACAGUGACGGAUGCGGGCGGCCAGCUCGUAAUACUGGAAGACACAGUCGAGUUUGUCAAGAAAUGGGCAUUUAAGGAAACAAGUGGGAUUUACGAUCUGCCCCUGAUGGAUGCCUGCCAACUCUUGUACCUGUACGAUAACGAAGAUGCCAACACAUAG
Molecule: messenger RNA, 423 nt
Organism: Saccharomyces eubayanus
Lineage: Eukaryota; Fungi; Ascomycota; Saccharomycetes; Saccharomycetales; Saccharomycetaceae
Gene: GPI19
Product: phosphatidylinositol N-acetylglucosaminyltransferase GPI19
Exons: 1
Coding region: 1-423 (140 amino acids)
Biological process (GO): GPI anchor biosynthetic process
Molecular function (GO): phosphatidylinositol N-acetylglucosaminyltransferase activity
Source: RefSeq, a predicted model, not a curated record